AUGGCUGCGUUGGACAGUUCUCUUGGUCAAUCCGCAGGGCUAACUGCCCUAGCUUGUUUUGUUACUGCGGUGAUUCUCGUAUAUCUCGUCGCCAACAUCCUCUACCGACUUUUCCUUCACCCCCUGGCCCAAUAUCCUGGACCGUUUCUCAAUCGCAUCUCGCCCAUCCCUCUCAGCUACCAUCUGGUUCGGGGUCGCCUACCAUUCUACGUCAAGCAACUGCACGAUGUCUAUGGCCCAGUGGUCCGCCUUACGCCAACAGAGCUGUCGUUCAAUUCCGCCGACUCGUGGAAGGACAUCUACGGCAGCCGUCCAGGCCACCGCAAUUUCCAUAAAGACCCAAUCCAUGUUGGAUCUAUCCAAGCUGUUCCGGGCGCGGUGACCAUCACGAUGGCGGAUGAUGUUGACCACGCCCGCCAGCGCCGCUCUCUAUCCCACGCCUUUAGCACCAAGGCCCUGCUGGAGCAGGAGUAUUUGAUUAAACUGUAUAUCGACAUCUUUCGUGACAAGAUGAACGAAUUCGCCCGCUCUGGCAAGACCUGUAACAUCGCUGACUGGUUCUCAUACACUACAUUUGACAUAAUUGGGCAUCUGUCCCUUGGGGAGCCGUUUGGAUGUCUGACGAGUAGUGACCUUCGAUUCUGGGUCCCUUUGAUUUCCGAGUCGAUAAAGGCCGGCGCAAUCGAGCAGGCAACGAGACGACUGGCAAGCACCGGCGGUGUCCUGCAAACACUGAUGCUGAAGAUAUUUGCGCCGAAGGAACUUCGUGAGCAGCGGAUUAAGCAUCUGAGCUACUCGCGAGAGAAGAUACUAAAACGGAUGGGACAGGGGGGCAAUAACCAGCACCGAGACUUCCUGCAUUAUUUGAUGACGCAGCAGGAUAAAGAGAACCUGAACCAGGAAGAGAUUAUAGUGAACGGCGCUCUAUUCAUAAUUGCUGGAUCGGAGACUACAGGGAGCUUCACGACAGGGCUGUUCAACCAGCUCUUGCAGCCUGAGAAUCGGGAAGUCCUCGACAGACUCACAGACGAGAUACGGGGUGCGUUCCAGCGCGACGAAGAUAUCACGUAUGAGGAGUUGGCCAAGCUUCCGUGGUUGACAGCUGUUCUUGAGGAAGGCCUCAGACUAUUCCCCAGUGCGCCCAUUGGGUUCACCAGGGCCGUCCCUCAUGGGGGAGAUACAGUCGAUGGCCAUAUGCUUCCAGCAGGAACAACAGUGUCAACGUGUAUGUGGGCGGCAACUCACGCAGAGGACAACUUCCGCGAUCCCUACAAGUUCAGACCAGAACGGUGGAUGGACAAGGAGAAUACAACAGACAAACUCAGGGCAAGCAAUCCGUUUUCACUGGGACCCAGGGGCUGCAUCGGCCGCAACUUGUCGUACAUGGAACAGCGGCUUAUCACGGCAAAGCUGCUAUGGCACAAUGAUAUUUCCAUGACUGGGGAUAAAACAUGGACGCAAUGGGAUCCUAAAAACGACCACGAGAACAUGCGAGUCUUUACCAACUGGAUCAAGGCGCCUCUCACGGUCAGAUUGACGCCGCGGAAGGUAGCUAAAUGA
Messenger RNA from Aspergillus puulaauensis, 1560 nucleotides. Its product is annotated as cytochrome P450. The transcript is spliced from 3 exons. Gene Ontology annotation, molecular function: oxidoreductase activity, acting on paired donors, with incorporation or reduction of molecular oxygen; monooxygenase activity; iron ion binding. The coding region runs from base 1 to 1560 and encodes 519 amino acids. The record is from RefSeq and is a predicted model, not a curated record. NCBI's taxonomy places the organism in Eukaryota, Fungi, Ascomycota, Eurotiomycetes, Eurotiales, Aspergillaceae.